AUGGACCUGUCCAAGGAACAGGUCUACAAUAUCACCCAAUGUGAGGAAGCUGCUGCUACAGUAAGCAGUCCACUGUAUUUAAUUCCGUCCAUCUUCCACACGCUGGCCACUGCCGGAACAUACUACAUGUUGUGGAAAAUUUGCUGCAGUUACACAUCCUGGCGUGCCUACCAUGUUAAUACGAAGGUUCUGAUGUUUGUUCAUAUGGGAUCCAUUGUUCUCUUCUCCACAGCCACCUUGAUCAACUACAUGUCUCUCUUCCUCAAUGCAAUAAUGGCGAAAGAAGACUGUGACUAUCUUUACCAAACCUCGAGUUGCUCAUUCCUCCGUCGCAUCUUCUUCUUCAGCAAUCUAUUGGGCUCUUUCAUGCGGAUUUCCAUAAUGGGAGAACGAGCAUACGCCAUUUAUCAAUUUGGCACCUAUGAGCAUAUGCAAUCGAAAUUUGGAUACUAUGUUUCCUCUACUUUUGCUGUGCUUUCACUAGUUAUUGUCUCCUGGGUUACAUGGAUGGAGGACAGUUCUGAGCUUCUCACAAAUUGCUACGCUUUCUCGUCAUGCCCAUCUAUCAGACACCGAGUUUAUGAAAUGUUCCGCUUUCAGUUAUUGCUGGAGUUUGUGACAUUAGGCAUAUGUCUAUAUGUCUGUAAGUGUAACCGGACUAUUCGUAAACGUUACGAAUGUAUAGACGGUAGCAGUGAAUUGAGCGUGAAUCAUAAUGACAAUGGCUGGUUAUCUCCUAGAUACACAACACAUGAAUCUAGAAAAAUACUUGGGAACCUCUUUCCAAUAAUUAUCUGCUCUAGCGUCAUUAUGUCUGUCUACAUAUGCUUCAGUCACCUGGGACAUCUUCUUCUCCCAAUAAUGACGCUUGCACAUUACAAACAAUUGGCUUCUUGGAUCUUUCUGAUUCCCUACAACGCCUUCUUUUCCAUGUUUCUUUACGAUUUUGUGUUUCAAUGCGACCGAGCUCAAAAACUGGUCAGACUGGAAAAUGCAAUGAAAGAAAAGUUUCCGACUGAAAGGUUCCAAGAUAUUAUCUCGAAGUUCUGGGACAACCACUAUGAUAAGACGUAUCCGGAUCGAGCUUCUUCUCGUUCCGGUCAAAGCACACUAAGAUCUCCGAGAUACCAAACCACCAAACUUUAA
This is a messenger RNA of Caenorhabditis briggsae, 1146 nucleotides long. RefSeq names its product Protein CBR-SRA-37 (gene Cbr-sra-37). Lineage: Eukaryota; Metazoa; Nematoda; Chromadorea; Rhabditida; Rhabditidae. Gene Ontology annotation, biological process: detection of chemical stimulus involved in sensory perception. The transcript has 5 exons. Gene Ontology annotation, molecular function: olfactory receptor activity. The record is from RefSeq and is a predicted model, not a curated record. Bases 1 to 1146 code for a protein of 381 amino acids.